AUGCAAGAGGAGUGGGGGAGGAGACUGAGAAGGCUGGGUACUGGGGUGACCACCUCAGGGGCGGGUUUACCCUCUCCCGGAGAGGAUGAGGAGCUGUCUCGUUCCCCCACAAAGGGAGAUAGAGACCCAGAACGUCCUCUUAACCCCCUUCGUAUUUACCAGGGGCAGAGGGGGAGGGGACGAAGCUUCCCGCCGCCAUUUUGCUUGUGGGCUGCCACCCGCCGUUGCCUCUUCCAGAGAGGCUUGAAGAUAGCCAACUGGAGGCAGAGAGGUGGGCAGAACCUCCGUCUUUUUCACAACAGAUGCAUUCAACAAUUCACAGAAGUCUGGCCUCCAGCGCUGGGUGAACUCGGUUGGGGUGUCACUCGACGCCCACUAGGGGCUGUGGAGGCUCCAGUGCGCAGACUCCGGGCACCGGAUAAAAGCGGAGCUGGGGCGUCCAGCGCCGUCUCGAUGGAGGAGCGAGAAACGGAAGAGGUCGGGGGGAGAAGCAGCAGGAAAAGUACAGCCACCGUCAGCGCCGCUUUCCUGCCACCGUGUUUCGGGGUAAAAAGCUGCCGUUGCCGUCGGUGCAGUUGCCGUCGCUGCCUCCUACUUCUUUUGGCCCAGGGGAAGGAUUUCCCCGCCGGCGGGACAGUGUGCGGGGUGGGGAGCGGGAGUUCCUUUAUGUGGUGGUGAUUAAACGAGGGAGGGACAGAGAGAUGGUUAUCUCGAAGAAAAAAAGGGGAAGCCAAAGAAUAAAACAAGGGUUUCCCCACUAAAAUAACACGGUGAUUCUUGUUCUUGUUUUCGGGGUCUUUCCCCCGAAAUGGCGGUUUCCGUCUUCUCGC
Lutra lutra (Eurasian river otter) is the source of this 830-nucleotide messenger RNA. RefSeq lists its product as uncharacterized. Lineage: Eukaryota; Metazoa; Chordata; Mammalia; Carnivora; Mustelidae. The coding region runs from base 1 to 678 and encodes 225 amino acids. The transcript is spliced from 3 exons. The record is from RefSeq and is a predicted model, not a curated record.